AUGGCCGUGCCCCCUUCGGCUUCUCUGCCGUGCUCGUCCUUUUACCUGAGGAGGCAGCCUUGCCCGCAGUGCUCAUGGGGCAUGGAGGAGAAGGCGGCGGCCAGCACCGGCUGCCGGGAGCCGCCGGGCCCCCCGAGGGCCGCCGCCGUCCCCUACUUCGGCAUCUCCGUGGAUCAGGACGACAUCCUGCCCGGCGCCCUGCGCCUCAUCCAGGAGCUGCGGCCGCAUUGGAAGCCUGAGCAAGUUCGGACCAAGCGCUUCACUGAUGGAAUCACCAACAAGCUGGUGGCCUGCUACGUGGAGGAGGACAUGCGGGACUGCGUGCUGGUCCGGGUGUACGGGGAGCGGACGGAGUUGCUGGUGGACCGGGAGAGUGAGGUCAGGAACUUCCAACUGCUUCGGGCACAUGGCUGCGCCCCCAAACUCUACUGCACCUUUCAGAAUGGGCUGUGCUACGAGUACAUGCAGGGUGUGGCCCUGGGGCCCGACGACAUCCGUGAGCCCCAGCUCUUCAGGUUAAUCGCCUUAGAAAUGGCAAAGAUUCAUGCUAUCCAUGCCAACGGCAGCCUGCCCAAGCCCACCCUCUGGCACAAGAUGCACAAUUAUUUCACGCUUGUGAAGAACGAGAUCAACCUCAGCCUUUCCGAAGACGUCCCUAAGGUGGAUGUGUUGGAAUGGGAGCUGGCCUGGCUGAAGGAGCACCUGACCCAGCUGGAUUCCCCUGUGGUGUUUUGUCACAACGACCUGCUCUGCAAGAAUAUCAUCUAUGACAGCACCAAAGGUCACGUACGGUUCAUUGACUAUGAAUAUGCCGGCUACAACUACCAAGCUUUUGACAUUGGCAACCAUUUCAAUGAGUUUGCAGGUGUGAAUGAGGUUGAUUACCGCUGGUACCCGGCGAGGGAGACCCAGCUGCAGUGGCUGCACUACUACCUGCAGGCACAGAAGGGGAUGGCCGUGACCCCCAGGGAGGUGGAGAGGCUCUACGUGCAAGUCAACAAGUUUGCCCUGGCGUCUCACUUCUUCUGGGCUCUCUGGGCCCUCAUCCAGAACCAGUACUCCACCAUCGACUUUGACUUCCUCAGGUACGCCAUGAUCCGAUUCAACCAGUACUUCAAGGUGAAGCCUCAAGUGUCGGCCUUGGAGAUGCCAAAGUGACCAGCCUUGCCAUCCCCCCACUCAACUGCUUGGCCGGGCCUGUUCUCCAGGGCUCAGUUCUGCUCUGAGGUCCACCCUCUUGGACAAGGUGGGAGAGGGGACAGGUGGGUGUCCAGGGAGAAGGUUCUGUCCCUGCCACCAGCACCCAAUGGAUGCCACUGAAGACCUCAUUCUCCUGUGUGGAGGGGCUGAUAGGACCCAACUCUGGGGGUCCCCUUCACCACAUCAGGCUUGGAAGGAAGUGCCUGCAGACAGCCAGGGCCUGGACCGUAACCACCCCUGGGAAGCACACCAUUCCCAGCCCCAGGCCCUGCUGGAAUUUGGGCUGCCUUAGAUGUGUCUUUGACCCUUCCUGGACUGGGGGGGGGGGCUCCUUUCUACCUCCAGUGCCCUGAGCCUCCAGCCCCUCUCCGUCUCCCCCUGCAUGCCCCACGUGGGAGGUGCUGCACCCCAAACCAGCAUCAUGCCAACUCUGACAGAUGGAUGUACAUAUCUCGAUGGGAGAGAGGGGGUCCAGAAUUGGGCAGGACAGUUCCCCUAGCAGCUGCCUCGUCUGAGACCCCUCACUUUGACUUUUCAAACCAGAUACAAUCAAAUAACCUCUUCCCAAGCCUCAGCCUGAGGAAGCGCACCCCCUCCAGUGCCCUUACUGCCCCUGAGUUUCUGUUCUGUCCCUCUGCAGCCUGCUGGGGGGAAGGAGAGGGAGUGGUGAGGCCCCGGGCCCCCAAAGCCUGGCUCUGCUUCAUGCUGUGGCUUGACCAGAGGGGGCAUGGCUGAGGGUGUGUUGGCCAGAGCCAGAGCUGGCAGCCUCCUGCCUUGUUCCCUCCCUCCCUAGAACCUGUCCUUCCAUCUCCACCUUCUGUCUUGGAGUUGACCCAAGGUCUUCCCACCUGGGAAUGACUAGUGGGAGUCAAGGGGCAGGGGGCCAGGGACCUGCAGAGCCCGGAGUGCGCGAGCUUGAGCAGGAUCGAAUUGCAAAGGUGCUGAUUGUGCUCUGACGCUCAACAACCUCCAC
This is a messenger RNA of Cynocephalus volans (Philippine flying lemur), 2173 nucleotides long. RefSeq names its product ethanolamine kinase 2 (gene ETNK2). Gene Ontology annotation, molecular function: ethanolamine kinase activity. The record is from RefSeq and is a predicted model, not a curated record. Lineage: Eukaryota; Metazoa; Chordata; Mammalia; Dermoptera; Cynocephalidae. The coding region runs from base 1 to 1158 and encodes 385 amino acids. The transcript is spliced from 8 exons. Gene Ontology annotation, cellular component: cytoplasm. Gene Ontology annotation, biological process: phosphatidylethanolamine biosynthetic process.